GUCAGUCAUUAAUGUCAUUUUUGUUUCGUUUUAUAUACACGUGUUUUUAAAUUGAUGUAGACUUAAAUUUAUUUAAUUAAAUUAUUACUGUGUUGAUGUAUCAUAAAAGACGAAAGUACUUAAGUACCUAACUAAUGAUUUAAUUGGCAAUGAAAUUAUAAAAUAGAAAUAAAAUGGCUCAUGUAUCAUAUCCUUUCAAGAAAACAAACAAAGCUGUAUUUCAAAAACCGACUUCUGUACUUUCUCAAGAUUCGAUUUAUUGGAAGAAAUUAGGACAACCUGUUUUAGUCAAAGAAUUUGGUGCAAUUGAUUAUUUGGACUUCAGCCCUGUAGAACCACAUUAUUUUGCAGCAACAUGUUCCGUUCGAGUACAGAUAUAUGACCCAAUAACAAAAGUGGUUGCAAAAAAUAUAUCAAAAUUUGUACAAGCAGCCUAUGGUGGAUGUUUCAAAAAUGAUGGUCGUCUACUAGUAGCAGGCAGUGAAGAGUCUGCUGUUAAAUUAUUUGAUGUUCAUUCCAAGAAUGUUCUUCAGAUGUGGACGUCGCAUAUGUUACAGGUUCACAGAACAUUCUUUACCAAGGACCAAGUGAAAGUUGUGAGCUUCUCUGAUGAUAAAACAGUAUGUUUAUGGGAUAUAGCUACAGAGGAAAAGCUAACAAGCUUUUCUGAACAUACAGAUUAUAUCAGAGCUGGUGCUGUAAGUCCUAUAUCACCUGACCUGAUAUUGUCAGGAAGUUAUGACAAUACAGUCAAGUUAUAUGAUUGUAGAUGUAAUGAAACAGCCCUCACUGUGAAUCAUGGCAGCCCUGUGGAAUCAACACUAUUUUUACCAUCUGGUGGCAUAUUUAUAAGUGCAGGUGGUACAGAAAUUAAAGUCUGGGAUAUAUUUAAUGGUGGUAAAUUAUUAGCAUGUAUUUCUCAACACCAUAAAACUGUAACAACACUUAGACUCGCUAGCAAUAACAGCAGAUUGAUGUCAGCAUCGUUGGAUAGACAUGUAAAAAUCUAUGAUAUUUCCACAUUCAAAGUGGUUCAUAAUAUUAACUACCCAAAUGCAAUUCUCAGUAUGGCUAUAUCAGAGAAAGAUGACACAUUAGCUGUUGGUAUGAUUGAUGGUGUAAUAUCAAUUAAAAGGAGAGAACGGCCCACUAAAUCAAAAGGAGCAAAAGAAGGAUUAUAUAAAUUUGCUCCUGAUUAUAUAGAAUCACAUAAUUCACAUUCACAUAAUAAUACUGAUAAUUCAGUAGAAAAGAAAACAAAACAUGAAAAUGAUUUUGACAAGUAUCUAAGAAAAAUGGAGUAUGCUAAAGCUCUAGGUUCUCUUCUCAAUCCCACUGUUAUUACAAAAUUUCCAGAGAAAACGGCUGCUGGACUACAGCAGUUGCUUAGAUGGAAAGUUCUUAAUAUUGCCAUAAGUGGACUAAAUAAUAAACACAUAAGUUUUCUUCUUAAGUUCUUGAGGAGAAAUUUAGGAGAAACAAGAUUUACUAGAACUAUAAUUGAUACAGCCAAUGUGUUUAUUGAUGUAUAUGAGAACCAGAUGAAUUUAUUAUCUGAGAUUAACUUACUGCUAUAUAAAGGACUACAGCAGGGCAUAGAAACUGAGAUAGAUGUUAGUAAAAAAGUCAGUGAAUUAGAAGGUGCUAUCUGUAUGCUUUUAGCUGCUGGUCAAUUUAGUGAUAAUAGGGAUACAUUGGAUAUACCCAAUACACUUGCACCUUCAUCUAAUGCACUGAAAGAUAUUGUUAUAGAUGUCUGAAAUAAAAAUAUAAAACAAAA
Molecule: messenger RNA, 1780 nt
Organism: Galleria mellonella (greater wax moth)
Lineage: Eukaryota; Metazoa; Arthropoda; Insecta; Lepidoptera; Pyralidae
Product: U3 small nucleolar RNA-associated protein 15 homolog
Exons: 5
Coding region: 174-1760 (528 amino acids)
Biological process (GO): positive regulation of transcription by RNA polymerase I; rRNA processing
Cellular component (GO): nucleolus
Molecular function (GO): protein binding
Source: RefSeq, a predicted model, not a curated record